CUCCAGGUUCUGCAAUCCCCUCUCCUCCCCUCCCCACCAAGCCCCAUUAGAGCACAGUAGGGACCCUCCCUAAUUUCGACCCCACCCUAGGUUCCCGGGACCUGUUUUGCCUCGACCCACUCCCCCAGCUUAGAAUCCAGCCAACCCGGGGGACCCAGGCGCCUGAGCCAGAGGGUAACCCAGGCGACCCGGCUCCUUCGCCCUUCUCGGCCCCACCCCCUGCAGCCGGAGCCGCGCCCCCUCUCCCACACACUCGACAGCAGAGGACAGAAGAGAUUGGGCAAAGAGGGGUGGGCUCCAGGCGACCCCCUACCUAGUUCUGCCUCUCCAUCCCAAAGGGCAGAAAAAUUGUCUCCCUUACUAACCGCUAGUAGGGGGUAAAAAUUAACAAGAAAGAUAAAAGGAGACGGAGGAAAGGUGGCAGCUAGAUUAUUUAGGAGAGUCGCAGAGGAGAGAAAUUGGUGUGAGUCGCCAUGGGGACUCCCAGGGCCCAGCAUCCGCCGCCUCCCCAGCUGCUGUUCCUGUUUCUGCUGAGCUGUCCCUGGAUUCAGGGUCUGCCCCUGAAGGAGGAGGAGGCAUUGCCGGAGCCUGGAAGUGAGACCCCCACAGUAGCCUCUGAGGCCUUGGCAGAGCUGCUUCAUGGGGCCCUGCUGAGGAAGGGCCCAGAGAUGGGCUACCUGCCGGGAUCUGAUCCAGACCCCACACUAGCAACCCCUCCAGUCGGCCAGACUCUUGCAGCACCCUUUCUGCCUCGGGCCACUGAGCCGGGCACAGGGCCUCUGACAACCGCCGUAACCCCUAAAGGGGGUAGGGGGGCAGGCCCCACCGCGCCAGAACUGCUGACCCCGCCCCCAGGAACUACAGCCCCGCCCCUUCCCGGUCCCGCCUCCCCAGGCCCACCCCUGGGGCCCGAGGGAGGAGAAGAGGAGACCACGACCACCAUUAUCACCACGACAACUGUCACCACAACAGUGACCAGCCCAGUUCUGUGUAAUAACAACAUCUCCGAAGGCGAAGGGCAUGUGGAAUCCCCAGAUUUAGGGAGCGCAGCCAGCCGCACCUUGGGGCUCCUGGACUGCACAUACAGUAUCCAUGUCUACCCUGGCUACGGCAUUGAGAUCCAGGUACAGAUGCUGAACCUGUCUCGGGAGGAGGAACUUCUGGUGCUGGCUGGUGGGGGAUCUCCAGGUCUGGCCCCCCGACUCCUGGCUAACUCCUCCAUGCUGGGUGAAGGACAGGUCCUUCGGAGUCCCACCAACCGGCUGCUCCUGCACUUCCAGAGCCCACGGGUCCCCAGGGGUGCUGGCUUCAGGAUCCACUAUCAGGCCUACCUCUUGAGCUGCGGCUUCCCUCCCCGGCCAGCCCACGGGGACGUGAGUGUGACAGACCUUCACCCUGGAGGCACUGCCACCUUCCACUGUGAUUCGGGCUACCAGCUGCAGGGAGAGGAGACCCUCAUCUGCCUCAAUGGCACCCGGCCAGCCUGGAGCAGUGAGCCCCCCAGCUGUGUGGCAUCCUGUGGGGGCACCAUCCACAAUGCUACUCUUGGCCGCAUCGUGUCCCCUGAGCCUGGGGGAGCUGCAGGGCCCAACCUCACCUGCCGCUGGGUCAUUGAAGCAGCUGAGGGACGCCGGCUGCACCUGCACUUCGAGAGAGUCUCGCUGGAUGAGGACAAUGACCGGUUGAUGGUACGCUCAGGGGGCAGUCCCCUCUCACCAGUGAUCUAUGAUUCGGACAUGGAUGAUGUCCCGGAGCGGGGUCUCAUCAGUGAUGCCCAGUCCCUCUAUGUGGAGCUGCUUUCAGAGACACCUGCCAAUCCCCUGCUGCUAAGCCUCCGAUUUGAAGCGUUUGAGGAAGAUCGCUGCUUUGCCCCCUUCCUGGCACAUGGCAACGUCACCACCACGGACCCUGAGUACCGCCCAGGGGCACUAGCCACCUUCUCGUGCCUCCCAGGAUAUGCCCUGGAACCCCCUGGCCCCCCCAAUGUCAUCGAAUGUGUGGAUCCUACAGAACCCCACUGGAAUGACACGGAGCCAGCCUGCAAGGCCAUGUGUGGAGGGGAGCUGUCAGAGCCAGCUGGUGUGGUCCUCUCUCCGGAUUGGCCCCAAAGCUAUAGCCCUGGCCAAGACUGUGUGUGGGGUCUGCAUGUCCAGGAAGAAAAACGCAUCUUGCUCCAAGUUGAGAUCUUGAAUGUGCGCGAAGGGGAUAUGCUGACGCUGUUCGAUGGGGACGGUCCCAGUGCCCGAGUCCUGGCCCAGCUGCGAGGGCCUCAACCGCGCCGCCGCCUCCUCUCCUCUGGGUCCGACCUCACGCUGCAGUUCCAGGCACCGCCCGGACCCCCCAACCCGGGCCUGGGCCAGGGUUUCGUGUUGCACUUCAAAGAAGUCCCGAGGAACGACACGUGCCCCGAGCUGCCGCCUCCGGAGUGGGGCUGGAGGACGGCCUCCCACGGGGACCUGAUCCGGGGCACAGUGCUUACUUAUCAAUGCGAGCCUGGUUAUGAGCUGCUCGGCUCCGACAUUCUCACCUGCCAAUGGGACCUGUCCUGGAGCGCAGCGCCGCCCGCCUGCCAAAAGACAGUCAUGACUUGUGCUGACCCGGGUGAGAUCACCAAUGGGCACCGCACCACCUCGGAUGCUGGCUUCCCGGUUGGCUCCCAUGUCCAAUUCCGCUGUCUGCCUGGGUACAGCCUGGAGGGGGCGGCCGUGCUCACCUGCUACAGCCGGGACACAGGCACGCCCAAGUGGAGCGACCGGGUCCCCAAGUGCGCCUUGAAGUACGAGCCGUGCCUGAACCCUGGGGUGCCCGAGAACGGCUACCAGACACUGUACAAGCACCACUACCAGGCGGGCGAGUCUCUGCGCUUCUUCUGCUACGAGGGCUUUGAGCUCAUCGGCGAGGUCACCAUCACCUGUGUGCCCGGCCACCCCUCCCAGUGGACCAGCCAGCCUCCACUCUGCAAAGUGGCCUUUGAGGAGCUCCUGGACAACCGCAAACUGGAAGUGACCCAGACCACUGACCCAUCACGGCAGCUGGAGGGUGGAAACCUCGCCUUGGCCAUUCUGCUGCCCCUGGGUUUGGUCAUCAUCCUCGGCAGUGGCGUUUACAUAUACUACACCAAGCUACAGGGAAAAUCCCUCUUCGGCUUCUCGGGCUCCCAUUCCUACAGCCCCAUCACGGUGGAGUCAGACUUCAGCAAUCCUCUGUAUGAAGCUGGGGAUACACGGGAGUAUGAAGUAUCCAUCUGAAGACCGAGACAAAGGCUGCAGGAUCCAGGACGCCCUUCCUCUCCUCAUUCUGGGCAGGAAGGCGCACAGGACCUGGUCUCUGGCUUCCUUCCUCCCUGCUGUGUAAAUAGUCUCCUGGUCCCACAAGGGGGCUUUGAUGGCCCUGGGGACCCUACAGUAAAUAAACCAGCAUCCUGUGCCCAAAGCCUCCUCUUCUCAGUUGCCAAACAAGGGGCCUGCCCCCUUGACUCGACCUGCUUUUGGACCCUGGGAGGGGAACUCAGUCCCGGUUGCAGCUCCUGGGGCGCCUCCAGCCCAGAGCACCCCACAGGGACUAUACCCAAGAGCUUUGCUGUUCCCCUUGGCCAGGAAGGCUCUGUCCUUCCCAGUUGCUCUGGCCCCGGCCUAACCUCUAACCCUUGGAGGGUCAGAGGAAGAGGGAUGAAGCGGAGAGCUGGGACAAGACCCCUACCCCUUUCCUGCCAUGCCUCCCCCCCAUAGU
Dama dama (fallow deer) is the source of this 3729-nucleotide messenger RNA. It is a transcript of the gene SEZ6L2, whose product is annotated as seizure related 6 homolog like 2. Gene Ontology annotation, cellular component: neuronal cell body; endoplasmic reticulum. Gene Ontology annotation, biological process: synapse maturation. The record is from RefSeq and is a predicted model, not a curated record. Bases 474 to 3248 code for a protein of 924 amino acids. The transcript is spliced from 18 exons. NCBI's taxonomy places the organism in Eukaryota, Metazoa, Chordata, Mammalia, Artiodactyla, Cervidae.